Gossypium raimondii (Peruvian cotton) is the source of this 2429-nucleotide messenger RNA. RefSeq names its product protein BONZAI 2. Gene Ontology annotation, molecular function: calcium-dependent phospholipid binding. Lineage: Eukaryota; Viridiplantae; Streptophyta; Magnoliopsida; Malvales; Malvaceae. The record is from RefSeq and is a predicted model, not a curated record. The transcript has 15 exons. Gene Ontology annotation, biological process: cellular response to calcium ion. Gene Ontology annotation, cellular component: plasma membrane. Bases 274 to 2085 code for a protein of 603 amino acids.
GAAAAAGAAAGAAUGUGGGCUAUUUGCCCAUUUCCAGACAUUGUCUAAGAGCUUGAAAGAAGCUAAGUAUUUUACUUUGUCUCCAUAAUUUUUAAUUUCCAAUUUAUAAAAAAAAAAAAAACCAGUUCACCUUCACCCCCACUCUCUCUCUUUUUCACUUUUGAAUUAUUUUCUUCUUCUUUUUUUUCCACUAUAUUUUUUUUUCUUUUUUGGGUUCAUGCAUAGGCAUCAUUUCUCGGGUUGAGAAAACAGAGCUACUGAGUAUAGUUAGCGAUGGGAAAUUGCUGCUCGGACGUUGGCGGCGGGAUGACGGCUAUUGGUGGCACCGCCCCGUCGACUUCCACUAGCAACCAAAACGACGCUGCUGAUUGGUAUUUCAAGUCUCAUGGCAUACACGGCAUCUUCUCUCAGAUCGAGUUAUCGUUUUCUGCUACGAAUUUGCGAGACCGGGAUGUGUUCUCCAAGAGUGAUCCGAUGGUGGUGGUUUAUAUUCAAGAAAGAGAUGGAGCAUUUACAGAAGUAUUUCGUACUGAAGUAGUUCUGAAUUCAUUGAAUCCUACAUGGAUAACAAAGUAUACAAUUACUUAUCAAUUUGAGAUUGUCCAAAUAUUGCUGUUUCGUGUCUUUGAUGUUGACACUCAGUUUCAUAAUGUCGAAGUAAAGAUGCUUAAGCUGGAGGAGCAGCAAUCUCUAGGUGAAGCAAGUUGUGCAUUGUCAGAGAUUGUAAGCAAACCAAACAGGUCAUUAACCUUGGAUCUUGUACAAAGGGAGGAAUCUGUCCCAUCAACUCAUUCCCAACACCGAGGAAAGUUUACUGUGCAUGCUGAAGAAUGUUUUAGCUCAAAGACUACAGCAGAGAUGACGUUGAAGUGUUUAAAUUUGGAAUCUAAGGAUCUCUUCUCAAAAAGCGAUCCUUUUUUGGUAAUAUCAAAAGUCGUUGAGAGUGGUAUGUCUAUUCCUGUCUGUAAAACUGAAGUCUCAAAGAAUGAUCUCAACCCAACAUGGAAGCCGUUAUUUUUAAAUAUUCAACAAGUAGGAAGCAAGGAUAGUCCAUUAGUGAUAGAGUGCUUUAACUUCAACAGCAAUGGCAAACACGAUCUGAUUGGAAAAGUCCAGAAGUCAUUAGCAGAUUUGGAAAAGCUUCAUAGUGGAAGGGAAGGAGAAAAUUUAUUUUUGCCAACUCCGGUUGGGCAUGAUAACCAGAACAAGGCUUUAAGAAGCAAGCUUUUUGUGGAAAAAUAUUCUGAGACAGUCCAAUAUACCUUCCUGGAUUACCUAGCUGCGGGUUUCGAACUUAACUUUAUGGUUGCUAUUGAUUUCACUGCUUCAAACGGAAAUCCCCGGCUCCCUGAUUCCUUGCAUUACAUUGAUCCAUCAGGACGGCUGAAUGCAUACCAGAAAGCAAUCUAUGAGGUCGGAGAGGUAUUGCAGUUUUAUGAUGCAGACAAGCGCUUUCCAGCUUGGGGAUUCGGAGCACGGCCCAUUGAUGGUCCAGUUUCUCACUGUUUCAACUUGAAUGGAAGCAGUAACUACUGUGAGGUUGAAGGAAUUCGAGGAAUUAUGAUGGCCUACACCAGUGCCCUUUUUAACGUGUCUCUUGCAGGGCCAACACUGUUUGGGCAUGUGAUUAAUAGAGCUGCUAUGAUUGCCAGCCAAUCCCUGGCCAAUGAUGCUAAAAAAUACUUUGUUUUGUUGAUAAUCACGGAUGGGGUAAUAACUGAUCUCCAAGAAACCAAAGAUGCCCUUGUAAAAGCAUCGGAUCUCCCAUUGUCGAUUCUCAUAGUUGGUGUUGGAGGAGCCGACUUCAAAGAAAUGGAGAUUUUGGAUGCAGACAAGGGGGAAAGACUAGAAAGUUCGACUGGACGUGUUGCUUCCCGUGAUAUCGUUCAAUUUGUUCCAUUUAGAGAUGUACAAAGUAAGUCAUCUACUCACUCCGAUAUUUCGGAAAUGUUUCGAAUUUGGGAUUAUAUAACAAUUGAUUUUCACUUUGCAGACGGGCCUUCUGUUGUUCAAGAACUUCUAGCAGAGUUACCAUCACAAUUUUUAGCCUACAUGCGAAGUAGAGAGAUUAAACCAUGCAGUUAGAUUUUUAUACAGAAUGUACAUAUCAAUAUUAUUGUUCGAGUUUGCCUCUUAUAAGUUGUAAAUGCUACGGUGGCAUAGCAAUGCUUAAACUUGCCUUGAAAGAGCCAACAGAAUGUAUUGGCAUUAUGACGGUAGAUUGAAGAUUAAUCAGUCGACCAAAAAUCACAGGGCUGUCGGCAAAUUGUUUGUCAUAUCCAUCGUCCACAAUGGGUUGUAUAGAGACGGAUUUACAAUGACUGCAACCAAUGAAAGAGGGGGCAAAACCAAUGGGAAAUUGUUUGGUAUUGUUUGUGACUACACCCAUUUUUUUUCCUUUUAAUAAUGAUUGGCUGCUUUUGGAACAA